Messenger RNA from Hemibagrus wyckioides, 799 nucleotides. It is a transcript of the gene fam32a, whose product is annotated as family with sequence similarity 32 member A. Gene Ontology annotation, cellular component: nucleolus. The transcript has 4 exons. NCBI's taxonomy places the organism in Eukaryota, Metazoa, Chordata, Actinopteri, Siluriformes, Bagridae. The coding region runs from base 81 to 419 and encodes 112 amino acids. The record is from RefSeq and is a predicted model, not a curated record.
UAAAAAUUAUGACGCUACACUCCUUCAGCUGAGGAUACAAAACUUCCGGUUUGAUUUUUCCAGAAAAUAACGUCAGCAAGAUGGCGGAAUACGGAGGUGUUCAGAAAGGAUCAUUAAAACUCAAAGGAACUGGAGAUAUUUCAGCUGGUAAAAAGAAGAAGAAGAAGGACAAGGAGAUGAAGCGUUUGGAAAAGCAGGUUCUGACCACUUCAACAGAUGAGGAAACAACCAAGAAGGCUUAUGUUGAUAAAAGAACACCAGCUCAAAUCGCCUUUGACAAAAUCCAGGAGAAAAGACAAAUGGAAAGAAUUUUGAACAAAGCCUCCAAGACACACAAGCGCAGAGUUGAGGAGUUCAACAGACAUCUGGACACACUGACUGAGCAUUACGAUAUUCCUAAAGUCAGCUGGACCAAGUAACGCAGAACUUCUAUGGACCAUCGGCAGGGUGAUAACAUUCAGUUGUUGAGGAUUUGACAUUUUCUCUGACCUACCAUUUACAUCGCCUGAUAUUUAAAGCUCUACAGAUCGUCAAAGUCUACAGAUGCUAAAUAAAUUGUGCAGAUUUGUUGUCCUCUAUUCACUCAGAAGUCAUCUGGGGCUCUUUUUUUGCAAGAGAAACAUUUUAUUUCAUAUCUACCUUUUUAAAAUGCAGUUUUCGUGUUUAGAAAUGAUUACGUUGUAAAAUCCAAUGUUUGUAUAUGACCACUGGUUUUAGUUCAGUGUUAAUUGAUAUGUUCUUACAUUAUUAUUACUAGUUUCUUUUGGAACUUGAUACAAUUAAAGUGGCAUAUAACUGA